GCAGUUUCCCGGCUUCGCUCGGUCACAUCCGGGUUCCACCGCAGGUUCCGGCCGGGAGCAGGCGGAACCUUGUAGUCGCGCCUCCAACUAACAAGCGCAACGGGGACAGUUUAGGCUUCUGCGCACCGCUCUCCACGAGUGCUGCAGCUUGCUUGGGGCAGGGAAGGCGGGCGUUGUAGGGUGAGCGGCAUGGACGUGCUUGCGGAGGAAUUCGGAAACCUGACCCCGGAGCAGCUGGCUGCGCCGAUUCCGACUGUAGAGGAAAAAUGGAGGCUGCUCCCAGCAUUUUUAAAGGUGAAAGGCCUUGUGAAACAGCAUAUAGAUUCAUUUAACUAUUUCAUUAAUGUAGAGAUAAAGAAGAUAAUGAAAGCCAACGAAAAGGUUACAAGUGAUGCUGACCCCAUGUGGUACUUGAAAUAUCUUAAUAUCUAUGUUGGGCUUCCUGAUGUUGAAGAAAGCUUCAAUGUAACUAGACCAGUGUCCCCUCAUGAGUGCCGUUUGAGAGACAUGACAUACUCUGCACCCAUUACAGUAGAUAUUGAGUAUACCCGAGGCAGCCAGAGGAUCAUCCGCAAUGCCUUACCCAUUGGCAGAAUGCCUAUAAUGCUACGCAGUUCAAACUGUGUUCUUACAGGAAAAACGCCAGCAGAGUUUGCCAAACUGAACGAAUGUCCUUUAGAUCCAGGUGGCUACUUCAUUGUUAAAGGAGUAGAAAAAGUUAUUCUUAUCCAAGAGCAACUGUCUAAGAACAGGAUCAUCGUGGAAGCUGAUAGAAAAGGGGCAGUUGGAGCUUCAGUUACCAGCUCUACCCAUGAGAAAAAAAGCAGAACCAAUAUGGCUGUGAAACAAGGACGAUUUUAUUUGAGGCAUAAUACUUUGUCAGAAGAUAUACCCAUUGUCAUCAUAUUUAAGGCCAUGGGUGUUGAGAGUGACCAGGAAAUUGUACAGAUGAUUGGAACAGAGGAGCACGUGAUAGCUGCAUUUGGGCCCAGUUUGGAAGAAUGCCAGAAAGCUCAGAUUUUCACACAGAUGCAGGCAUUAAAAUAUAUAGGGAACAAAGUAAGAAGGCAAAGGAUGUGGGGAGGUGGACCAAAGAAAACCAAAAUAGAAGAAGCAAGAGAGCUCCUGGCUUCUACAAUUUUGACCCAUGUAGCAGUUAAGGAAUUCAAUUUCCGAGCCAAAUGUAUCUAUACUGCAGUGAUGGUACGAAGAGUAAUUCUGGCACAAGGAGAUAAUAAAGUUGAUGACAGAGACUAUUAUGGUAACAAGCGAUUGGAAUUGGCAGGACAGCUUUUAUCACUUCUUUUUGAAGAUUUGUUCAAAAAAUUUAAUUCUGAAAUGAAGAAGAUUGCCGACCAAGUGAUCCCUAAGCAAAGAGCAGCCCAGUUUGAUGUUGUGAAGCACAUGCGCCAAGACCAGAUUACCAAUGGCAUGGUGAAUGCCAUUUCUACUGGAAACUGGUCUCUAAAGAGAUUUAAAAUGGACCGCCAAGGUGUGACCCAAGUGCUGUCUCGCUUGUCAUACAUAUCUGCCCUGGGCAUGAUGACAAGAAUAUCUUCCCAGUUUGAAAAAACAAGGAAAGUGAGUGGUCCUCGCUCUCUCCAGCCAUCUCAGUGGGGAAUGCUUUGUCCUUCAGACACUCCCGAAGGAGAGGCAUGUGGUUUGGUUAAAAACUUGGCCCUUAUGACACACAUCACAACUGACAUGGAAGAUGGACCCAUUGUUAAAUUAGCCAGUAAUCUGGGAGUAGAAGAUGUGAAUUUAUUAUGUGGGGAGGAGCUCUCUUACCCAAAUGUAUUUCUUGUUUUUCUUAAUGGUAACAUCCUUGGUGUCAUUCGAGACCAUAAAAAACUAGUGAAUACAUUUCGACUGAUGCGAAGAGCAGGAUAUAUCAAUGAAUUUGUUUCCAUCUCAACAAAUCUUACAGAUCGAUGUGUCUACAUUUCCUCUGAUGGAGGAAGGCUGUGCAGACCUUACAUAAUUGUCAAGAAACAGAAGCCAGCAGUCACAAAUAAGCAUAUGGAAGAGCUGGCCCAGGGGUACAGGAAUUUUGAAGAUUUCUUACAUGAGAGUCUGGUUGAAUAUUUAGAUGUGAAUGAAGAAAAUGAUUGUAACAUUGCACUCUAUGAACAUACAAUUAAUAAAGACACCACUCACUUGGAGAUUGAACCCUUCACUCUUCUUGGCGUUUGUGCUGGCCUGAUCCCGUACCCUCAUCAUAACCAGUCCCCAAGAAACACAUAUCAGUGUGCCAUGGGGAAGCAAGCCAUGGGUACCAUUGGAUACAACCAGAGAAACAGAAUUGAUACUCUCAUGUAUCUACUAGCAUAUCCACAAAAACCCAUGGUUAAAACAAAAACCAUUGAACUGAUAGAGUUUGAGAAAUUGCCAGCUGGACAGAAUGCAACAGUUGCUGUCAUGAGUUAUAGUGGCUAUGAUAUUGAAGAUGCUCUUGUUUUAAACAAAGCCUCCCUAGACAGAGGCUUUGGGCGUUGCCUUGUAUAUAAAAAUGCUAAAUGUACAUUGAAACGAUAUACCAAUCAGACGUUUGAUAAAGUGAUGGGGCCCAUGUUGGAUGCUGCUACAAGGAAACCCAUCUGGCGACAUGAAAUUUUAGAUGCAGAUGGUAUUUGUUCUCCAGGUGAGAAAGUAGAAAACAAACAAGUGCUUGUUAAUAAGUCCAUGCCCACAGUGACUCAGAUUCCUUUGGAAGGAAGUAAUGUGCCACAGCAACCACAGUACAAAGAUGUGCCUAUAACCUACAAAGGAGCAACAGAUUCAUAUAUUGAAAAAGUAAUGAUAUCUUCAAAUGCUGAAGAUGCUUUUCUGAUCAAAAUGCUGCUGAGACAGACAAGGCGCCCAGAAAUUGGAGACAAAUUCAGCAGUCGUCAUGGGCAAAAAGGUGUUUGUGGCUUGAUUGUCCCCCAGGAAGACAUGCCAUUUUGUGAUUCUGGCAUCUGUCCGGACAUCAUAAUGAACCCACACGGCUUCCCAUCUCGAAUGACGGUGGGAAAGUUAAUCGAGCUGCUGGCUGGCAAGGCUGGCGUGUUGGACGGCCGGUUCCACUAUGGCACUGCAUUUGGAGGGAGUAAAGUGAAGGACGUGUGUGAAGACCUCGUUCGCCACGGUUACAACUACUUGGGGAAAGACUACGUGACAUCUGGCAUCACAGGUGAGCCCUUAGAAGCAUACAUCUAUUUCGGCCCUGUAUACUAUCAGAAACUGAAACACAUGGUGCUGGAUAAAAUGCAUGCCCGGGCCCGGGGCCCACGAGCCGUCCUUACCAGGCAACCCACUGAAGGUCGAUCUCGUGAUGGUGGCUUGCGGCUUGGAGAAAUGGAACGUGACUGUUUAAUUGGUUAUGGAGCCAGUAUGCUUUUGCUAGAGAGACUAAUGAUUUCAAGUGAUGCCUUUGAGGUUGAUGUCUGUGGGCAGUGUGGACUUCUGGGGUAUUCUGGCUGGUGCCAUUACUGCAAGUCAUCAUGCCACGUUUCUUCCCUCCGCAUUCCCUAUGCCUGCAAGCUACUCUUCCAGGAACUGCAGUCCAUGAACAUCAUCCCCAGGUUAAAACUGUCUAAGUACAAUGAAUGAGCGUUGAAAAGAUGAUUAUUUAAAGAGAACAAGCGAUAUGUUCUAUGCAAUGGAAAGCAGAAGGGAUUGAGGACUACUACUCCUGUGAAUAAUUCCUUUGAGUAUUCUCUCUCUAAAGCAACAAAAAAAAAAAAAUAUUGAUUACUGAGCAAACAACCUGGAUCUGUGAGCCUCCAGCCAUGGGAGGGAUGCCAGCAACAUGAACUGUAAUGCAGUUUGAUUCACAGAUGGAUAAUGACCUGAAGGAUAAACUUUUAUUUAUGUGAAUAGCUUGAAGUGUAUUCAUUGGAAGAACUUACUCCUUAAAGAGAAUGUUUGGGGUUAACUUUCCCAUGAUAUCUUCUGGCUAAUGAUUUUCAAGAUUCUUCUGAAAUUUGGAGGAUGUGAAGAAUUCAUUUGAUUUGGUCAGGUUGACUUUUGUUGAGGUAGCUGGUUCUGAGCAGUACGUGGAGGAAAGAAGGACCCCAGGAAGCUGAAAUGGUGGCCGACAAAGUGAGAGCUGUCUUGACUGGUACUGUGGAAGAUGAAUUUUCCCAACAAUUAAUUUCUUGCCUUUUCACACCCAAACUUUGUAAUUUUAAUCUUGGUGAAAUAUAAUAAAUGUGUUUCUACCUUGUCACCUUUUCUCAUAGACUUAGUUGCUGGGCUACUUUAAAUCUCCAUGAUCAUACCAUGCAAAAAUAUUUAUUAAAUAUCUGAAUAUAACUCCAUGGAUGCUUCAUCAUUGCCUAUUCCUUUCAUUCUUGUCAGGAUGUUAGCUUUCCAUUUUCUUUUAACCUGACAGCCUUCCUUACUCAUUUGUAAUUUGUUCUCAACUGCUCUGCCUUAAUAUAUGUAUUAAGGAUUAUUAAUAAAGUAAGA
Molecule: messenger RNA, 4452 nt
Organism: Nycticebus coucang (slow loris)
Lineage: Eukaryota; Metazoa; Chordata; Mammalia; Primates; Lorisidae
Gene: POLR3B
Product: RNA polymerase III subunit B
Exons: 28
Coding region: 190-3591 (1133 amino acids)
Biological process (GO): DNA-templated transcription
Cellular component (GO): RNA polymerase III complex
Molecular function (GO): ribonucleoside binding; DNA-directed RNA polymerase activity; DNA binding
Source: RefSeq, a predicted model, not a curated record